GUCAAGCAGGUGUUGAUGAACGUGGAGGAGCAAUUAUGGUCGCUGCCGGUGGAGCAGCGAGUGCCCGAGCGAUUUCUGUGCGGACAGCUGUGGAAAGAGCCAAACCUCUGCUUCCUUCCUCCUCUUGCUGAAUUCUCCAGAGCAAUUGUGUUCAUUCUUUUUAAUUAAAAAGCCUGCUCUGUUAUCUUUGGCUAAACCGGCAGAAAAGAGAGAACUUUUUCAUUUCUGUUAUUUUAUUUGGGCUCCUUCCCUUACUUUUGGUUUCCCUCAGUAUGGCUGCUGAUGAAGCGCAGAGCUACCUUGAUCCCGAAAGGUGAGUUGAUCAAAUCUCAACGACCCAAUCCAAUAACAAGUUCAUCACGUAAUGGGACCCUGCCGUGGCCACAAUGCCCAUCACUCCGGAGAACGCGGUGCUGUUUCUUCCUAUCCUUUACCGGUGGCUCCAAAACCAUCUGAAGGAGGGAGUGGAGGAGCCGGAACACAGACUUUGCCACUCUGCCAUUAAGAAGCUGAGGGAGUACAUCCAGCUCAACUUCCCAAUAGAGGAGGGCAAACUGCAACAUGGUACUUGUUUUGUGGAUAUGGAGAUCUGCACACUGUACCUGACCAAGGAUCCAGGGAAGACAGAGGCGCUUGGCCUAAGUUUUGGGAAUAUCCCUGCUCUGGGGGACUAUGGUGAAAAGAGGAGAGUGGGGAAGAAGAGGAAGGGGCAUAAGGGUCCUGUGCUGGAUGUUGGAAGCAUCUGGGUCACCGACUUAAAGAAAAACAGCCCCGCAGGGAAGUGUGGAAAGGUUCGCUUGCGAGAUGAGAUCCUUUCGCUGAAUGGGCAAUUGAUGGUCGGAGUCGAUAUCAGCGGUGCAAGCUACCUUGCUGACCAGUGCUGGAAUGGCGGCUUCAUCUACCUGAUCAUGUUGCGUCGCAUCAAGCGCAAGGCCCCUCUUCCUCCGUCGAACGGCAACAACAGCAACAGCAGCAACGAACCCAAAGCCAGGCCUACCUCGGAGCCCAGCGGGAAGACAGCACAAAAUGGCAAAAGGACUAGGAAGUUUGGCGUCAUCACCAGAACUCCCCCCGGGGGUAAGGAAGGCAAGGGCAACAAAGGCGGCAAAGGCAGCUCCAGGACUGAGCAGGGAAAUGGACAUUGCACCCUUAUGGAAAUGGACGGGUUGCACCCCGAGGCAUCCAGCACAGAAAGCAAACUGGAGGAUCGACUUCAAAAAGCUGACUCGCCGUUUCCAGCGGGGCAAUACCGCUCCCGCCUUUCAGACGGAGGGAUUCUAGACCUAACCUCAAGUGAACUGUCGCUGCAGCGAGAAGGUUGCCGGAUAUGGAAGAUGACCAUGAUGAAGGGAACAGAUGGGCUGGGAAUCCAGAUCACCGGAGGCCGAGGAUCGAAGCGUUCUCCUCACGCCGUCAUUAUUGCACGGGUGGAAGAAGGAGGCUCUGCUCACAGAGAUGGUAGACUGAAAGUUGGCGAUGAACUGCUCAUGAUCAAUGGCCACUCUUUGGUUGGCCUCUCCCAUCAAGAUGCUGUUGCUCUUCUUCGGUCGGCCGAAGGCCUUGUGUACCUGGUAGUUGCAAGCAGGGAAGGGGCAGAAGAGGAUUUUCUCAGUUACCCAUCUACAAGCUUGCCAGACUUAAUCAGCACUUGCUCUGCUCAAGAUGCGGCUCCCUGGACUGACAAUAAAGAAAACGAAGAGCCAGAGGAAGAGGAGGAGGAGGACAAAGGAAAGACUCUGGUGCCAGAAGUCCUGGAACCCGAGCCAGAUCUGACAGAUCCAGAUAACCCUGCAGAUCCUACUGGUGCAGAGGGAUCCAAAGAAAACUGCCAGAGUCCAACUCUGGGAGGUGGCAUAUUGAAGUACAGGAGCAGAUCCCAAGGGGCGGCAACGCGUUUAGAAUCCGUAGGCGAAGAUGACGAGUUGACAGUGGAAAAUGGAGAUGUGAAUUUUGAAAUAGCCAUGAAAUAUUCCCGGGGAGGGAGAAAACAUUCUCUCCCACAGCAUUUGGACACAGGAACCAGACAGGAAUACCAUAUUGUUAAGAAAUCUACCCGCUCUUUAAGUGCUGCGCAGGUUGAAUACCCGUGGCGACUCACCCAGCCAUCAAUUAUUUCCAACAUUGUCCUGAUGAAGGGGCAGGGCAAGGGACUUGGAUUCAGCAUUGUGGGAGGGCAGGAUUCUGCCCGGGGACGCAUGGGCAUCUUUGUGAAGACCAUUUUCCCAAAUGGGGCUGCAGCUGCUGAUGGCCGGCUGAAAGAAGGAGAUGAACUCCUAGAAGUUAAUGGAGAGUCCUUGCAAGGACUGACUCACCAGGAAGCCAUUCAAACGUUUAAGCAACUCAAGAAAGGCGUGGUGACCCUCACAGUACGAACCAGGCUUCGCAGCCCAAGCCUUACGCCAUGUCCAACGCCUACGUUACUGAGCCGUUCCAGCUCCCCAAGCUCUACUGCUAGUGCAGGACCUCCUUUGCCCGGCUGCGAAGAUGGAGAUGUCGCCCCUGCAAAUCGUAAGGGGCCUGGUCCCAAGGACAGGAUCGUCAUGGAAGUGACUCUCAAUAAAGAACCAGGUGUUGGGCUGGGCAUUGGUGUUUGCUGUCUCACACUGGAGAACAGCCUUCCAGGAAUUUAUAUCCACAGCCUGGCCCCAGGAUCAGUGGCAAAGAUGGAUGGAAGGUUAAGCCGUGGGGAUCAGAUCCUGGAAGCAGAUUCGGUCAGUUUGCGUCAUGCAGCUCUGAGCGAAGCGUAUGCCAUUUUGAGCGAAUGCGGCCCUGGCCCAGUUAGCCUUAUCAUUAGCCGCCAUCCCAACCCAAAGGUUUCUGAACAAGAAAUGGAUGAAGCCAUUGCCCGCACCACUCAGAGAGAAAGCAAGGAUGCAUCUUCCCCUCACACCACAGGGAAUCUGCCCAAAAGUCCAUCGCCUAGUGUGAAGUCCAAGCAGACAGAAGCCUCUUCGCCCUUGAGCUGGACAAUGAAGCGUUUCUUGGAGCCAGGGAGCCGGGGAUCCAUCAAUUCUGAAACAGAGUUUUCCCAAUACUUCUUACAAGACGGAGCAAGCCAGCUGUCACUUUCAGAGACUACAAUAACUGGCUCUAGCGAUGAGGAGCCGCUCCGGCCAAAGAGUGGGAGCAGCUCCUUAGAUGAAUGUUUUCCUUCUCCUGGUAUUCCAGCUACCAAAGAAUCGGGCAUAUGUGAUUCACCGAGUAGUGGAAACAACUCACCUGGUCCCUUCAACAAGCAAAGAGACAAUGCUACCCGGCAUGUUAGCUUCAGCGAUAGCCCCAAAGGUCCGCGUACCUCCUUCCAGAGGCAGCGGAGACUUGCUUUCUAUGACGGUGAUGCAAGUGACGAGGAUGAGUUUUCCAAGCAAGACGGUGCUCGGCUACAAAGGGGACCAAGGCCCAAAGGCCAGAGGAAGGCAGAGGGCAACUGUGAGCUUGCCAUUGCAACUUCUCCUGUCAAAGGUGGCGCUACAAACCCGGAGAGAGAACCAGGGACAAAUUUGCACAACGAUUCAGCUGUCGCUGGCUUUAGGGAUUCGUCAGACAUCGCUGCCGAGCACGCAGCAGACUCCCCUUUCCUCCCAGUCAAAUCAUUUGAUUACACGAACGUGCCCGAGCUUCACCCAGGUCACCUGAGCUUGAAGGAGUUUCGGGAGGCGCAGCUGGAAUCCAAGAGAUCCCCUAAGCUGGAGCACAAAGCCGUCACUCGGGUCAAAAGCUUGAUGAGCAUCGAAUACCAUGGCAUCCCGCGGCAGAAGAACGAGGAGCACAGUGCUUCCAACAGAGCUAGUGGGAGGAUGCUUCCACAUCUCCGGAAGAGCGAAACACAGGAGAGUCCUCUUGGGCAGAGCCACCCUGAAGCAGUCACCUUAACUCGGAAUGAAAAUGAAUCGUUUGGCCUUGACCUGGAAAUCCAUGCCAUCCCCUUGCGUGUCGUGAUAACAGGCUUGCGGCCAGGAGGAGCAGCUGAAAGGGCGUCUAUGGGGAAGCUGGUUCCAGGAGAUGAGAUCCUUGCCAUCAAUGGAGUCCCGAUCCAUGGGUUCUCUUACGAGGAAGUCUGCCAAUAUGUACGAGGUCUCCCCACAUCCAUCACACUGGACAUCCAGAAAGCUGUUGCUGCUACGAACCGAUUUGCAAAUCUCCUUGUAUCUUCGGAGGUCGACGAAGCAGUUCAGAGAAAUCCAAGCAAUAUUCUUAUGAUCAAAGAAGAGAGGAGCUUUGCAAACCACCAAGAACCUUUGCACGGGGGCAAUCCCGAUUAUGUGGCAGAAGGGACAGCAUUGCCGUCUGAUGCAAAGACCAAUGCAGCACUAGCAGAUUCCUUCGAAACCAGCUAUGCUCAGGACAGCACUGUGGUACCACUGAGAGACAUGGAUGACUCCCUUGGCAAAACACCUUCCUCGGGUGGAAAAGAUGCUAAGUGUUCAUUCAUCAGGGACAGGUGUGCCAGGGAAGAUGCAGAUGGGAGGGCAGAAGAUUCCUGUUCUCAUUCUGAUGCCACCAACACACAAGAAAUCUUGGGGUUUUCUGUCUUGGAUUCCAUUAACACGAGCAAGAUUUUCACUGUGAACCAAACCCGUUUGAGUAACUAUUCCAGGAAUUUCAGCAGUUUAAACAAAGACACCCUGGCUGGAAUGGAGAGCAAAGUGAACACUGCCCCAAAAUCUAUGUAUGCUACCGCCGAAGAUUCCAGUUCAGACACAGAAUCUGUAGCUGAAACUCCCAGAGCUUCCCCCUCGCAGCCUGCUUGUGACAAUCCCUUGGAGACCCAUAAGGCAGUUGAGUCAGACGAGGAGCGAGUUGAACUUUGCUGUCUGAGUAGUGAGCAGCAACAUUUUCCUCAGGAACAGCUGGUCCCAACUACCCCCAAAGUAUUUCGUCAUCCACCAGAAUGCAGUCCUUCAAAUGGUGUUUUACAGACUGAAAUCAAGGCAGAAAUUGGUUUGCCGGAAGAAUCCAGUGGGACAGCCUUAUUAGAAAAGCCACAUUCUCCAAGGCACUUCGGUGCAGAACAGGUGGCUCCAUCCACAGCCUUUCCUUCUCCUCCUCAGGUUUCUCCAUCUGGGAUUGAUAGGUUAGAUCACAGUGGUGCAGUUUGCUCUUUCCAAGACAAUGGCCCCUUAAGGAGAGGAGAAAGAUUAAGCAUGGAAAGUAAAGAAAGGCUUGCCGGGGCAUGUGAGGCUUCCAAACGAGAUGCCCAAGACAUGCAUUUGGGCAUGACGAAAACCAUAAAUGGCUGGGACUGCAAUCUGCUUGACAAAGACCAACCCAAUAAAAAGGAGCCAUUGCAUACAGAAAACGAUUUAGCAGCAGAUGAUGGCAGUCAUACGUUUGGUUGCAAUUCUGCUCCGACGAAGAAAGAAACCAGUGACUCGGGCCACUUGAACAAACCAGACAGCCAUUCUGUGAACUGCACGUCACAGAGAACAGUAAACAGUCCCAAAUCUCCCCUUUUGACAAAAUCGAAAGAUCUGAGUAAGGCCGCUGCUGCUCAUGAAUUGCCAGGAAAGAGUGAAAAGGCAAAUGCCUCAAAAUUUCCAAAUGUCAAAAUCCAAAGUUCUGGCCAGUGCAAAGUGAGCACAGUAGUUCCACAUAGUCCAUCAUCUUCCAAAAAACUGCAUCAUGAAACUAGAGGGAUUCCCCAGAAGAGUAUAGCAGAAACUCUUUCAAAUAACCAACGGAACAAGCCAGGGCCAAAGUUAAAGGGUCUUAUAAUUAAAAGCAAGUCCAAGACUCUGUCAGAUGCUCCAAGUGCUGCUCCUGCAAAAAUCGGCAGCCCUGAUCCGAAGAAAGCAUCCCUUCCCUUCCAAUCGUCACCCAGGCUUCUCCCAAAGAAAGGCACAUCACUCCAUAACUUGGCCACACAUUUGGAACCACCCAGCAGGAGUCUUUCAAUGGGCUCCAGGAUUCUUCAACAGGAUGAGGAAAAUAAGCCAUGUUUAGCCGUGCCUCCGGAAUCGCCUCUACCUUUGUCAAACGGCGACGGGAGCAGCGUCAAAGCCAAGAAAGAUAAACCCAUCAGCAGUUUGGAACUUGGCGGUUCUGGAACGGCAGAGAAUCCCGCGGAGGAAAAAGAUGCACAGGUCACAGACCAGGUGGUUCUAAAUAAUGACACGAGAGGUACAUUUGGUGAACACCACAUAAGAGAAAACCAUUCCCAAAUAAAUACAGAUUCUGAAACGACUGUCUUGAGUAACAGGACGGAAAACCGUGGACUGAGUACAGGUUUGUUGAAUCAUGAUGGGUGUGAAAUCAAGCCGUUGGGAUUGGAUAACCCCGAGCCUUUUAAAAAAGAGUCUUCGAUCCGCCUUGGUUCCCCUGCCCAGCAACCCCAACCAGGCCAGGAAAUUCAGCGGACUUUCAUUGAGGUGAGACUGUCUUCUAGCUCCUUCCCACCAUCCUCAUUGAUUCCCGAGUUGCCUCUGGAGAAGGAGGAAGGACACACUAGGUUGGCCAGCCAACCAGAAAGCAAUGUUCAGAACAUUAGGCAGAGCACCGUUGAGGAAGAAAACAUUCACAAUGCAUUGAAGCCUGUGACGAGGACCUACUCAGUGCCUGCCCAGCUAUCAAACCAUUUGAGGGAGGACAGCCAUGUUAUGGAUUCGCCGACACAUUGUGUCCAGGAUAUCCUGAGCAAUGUUUCGGGAGAAAAGUACCCCCAUUCAGAGUUGGGCAUGCUAAAAAUUGUCCACCUCAGUCUGAUGAAUGGCACAAAAGAUGGAGUAGAGACACCUCACAGUGCCCCUAAAUCAAACAGUCAAGAAUUGCCUUCGACCAACAGCAGCAGCAGCAGAAUCGCCGACAAAUUGAAAACCUGCAGGAGGAAUUAUUACUAUUAUGAGCUCAACUGGCCACACGAUCCCAUUUCCUCUUUUUCUGUGAAACAGAGAAUUAAAUCGUUUGAAAACCUUGCCAAUUUUGAUAGGCCUCUGGUUAAAGCGAUAGACAUACACUCCACCUCGCUUGGCUCAAAGCUUCCUAUUGGUAGAAGGCUGUCAGGUGGUACUUCUGCAGUUUCGGCUAGCAACAUCAAUGACCCUGUCCAGGCGCUGAGACGUAGUUUGAGUUCCUAUUGUGAAAGCGAAACCCUGUCCCCCACACAAAUGACAAAAUCAUCAACCAGUGUGGCAUUAAUGCAACUGCCGCAGAAUCACUCUGAGAGCAGCAAAGAUGAUGCUCAUCACUUAGAAAAGGGCGAAAGGUGCAGUGCUUUGGGAGGUCCAAAUUGUUUGCCGCCAUCUACCCCCACCAUCCGAAGAAGCAGAGCUUCAGGUGGGCACAUCAGGCAUGCACCCUUGUCCCGCUCUAAGAUCCGGGAACUGCGGGCGUUGAGCAUGCCCGACCUCGACAAGCUGUGUAGCGAGGACUUCUCUGUGGAAUCUGCACCUUCUCAUUUCAAAACGGAACUGGAAGUUGCCCCUGCAGCGAGACCUCUUGGCCUUCCCAUUGAAACCGAAUCCAGUCUGAAUGAAUGCCUGGGGCUCUCCAGUCUUGUUUCAGCAAGCAGGCAGCAUUCGAAGGAAAGCAGUCCCUGGAACAGCAGCUGCGGCACUCCUGGGUCAGCAUCCGAUGACGAAGUGCUACAACACGACGCCGACCCAAACAUGACGCACUCGGGGAAGAGCUGGUCGAUCAGCUUGGAUCAACUCCUGGUCUCCACUCUGGAUCAGCAGAAAUUGCAGUCGGUUCUUUCUUCAGUGACGACAAAAUGCGACCUUCUUUCUUUACUCCGAGAGGCCAAAGCACAAGCCGAGAGCAAAGAAGACGUUCUCUUUGUAGUCUUGAAUAAAGAGGAAGGGUCUGGCCUGGGAUUUAGCGUUGCUGGAGGAGUAGACCUGGAACAGAAAUCAAUCAUCGUCCACCGGGUUUUCUCCAAGGGGGUGGCAUCCCAGGAAGGAAUCAUCCGCCGAGGGGACCACAUCCUUUCCAUCAACGGCAUCUGUCUCGCAGGUUCUGUGCACGGCGAUGUGCUCAACGCUCUUCACCAGGCCAGGCUCCACAAAUACGCCGUCGUCGUCAUCAAGAAGGAGAGAGGCGGAGAAAAGCGUUCUCCUGCCGGGUCUGAAACGUCAACACCUGGCAGGAAAUCCUUAGUAACUGCAACAGUGGGAAGAGCAACAGGUACAAAUGGAGAGGGGGGCGAAGCCAUUUGUGUCGAACUUCUGAAGACUUCUGCUGGCUUGGGAUUCAGCCUGGAUGGGGGGAAAGCUUCAAUCUCAGGAGACAGACCUUUGCUCGUCAAGAGGAUUUUUAAAGGUGGCGCUGCAGAACAAGCAGGAAAACUGGAAGCCGGCGAUGAAAUUCUGGCCAUUGGUGGGAAAUCCUUACUUGGACUCAUGCAUUACGAUGCUUGGAACAUCAUUAAAUCUGUCCCGGAGGGACCUGUCCAAUUGCUUAUCAGAAAGCAUCAGCCUCCAGUAUGAUGGGCAUUGAAACUUGUUAACCUAAACUUACCUUUGUGGCACACCCUUCCAGGUUGUGUGCAAUGGAACCAUUACAAACACAUUGCAAGAGCUGAGCCUUGUUGAAUCAGUGGCGUUGUUCUGUGUCAGACUGCUAAAAUCAGCCAAGGAACAUCAAGAUACGUGAGCCAGGAAUGUAUCCCAGCGAAUGCACCAGUGUUUUAUAAAUGGCCUCAUUUCCUCCACCACCACUAACCCCAGUAUUAUUAUUAUUGGCUGCAUGGACUUCUGUUGAUCUGAAUCUCCUUCCUGUCAUCCUCAAGACCAGCUCAUCAGUCACCUGUUUGGAGCUGCACCGAAGCAAAGCUGUUGAAAUCAGUCUUGGAAUCUGUUUUCAACGCAAGCUCCGAUCUGCCUGGGAUUACGUGAAGUGAAAAAGACUGCCACGGAGCACGUGCAGAGUGCAGCUGCCGCAUUGCCUGGACAACCCCCAACCAAGCUCACACGUCUGGGUGGACUAUGGGUGAAAGUCAGGUUGCUUGACUGCGAAACAAACCUAUCAUUUUAUCAAUUAAUUACUGCACGUUGGAUUCACUUCAUAGAUGGUGCGAUAAACGGUACUUUGCAUAGGUUGCAUGGGAAAGCUUGGCAGAGUACAAUUUGCAAUAUGA
This is a messenger RNA of Lacerta agilis (Sand lizard), 9073 nucleotides long. It is a transcript of the gene PDZD2, whose product is annotated as PDZ domain containing 2. Bases 387 to 8423 code for a protein of 2678 amino acids. The transcript has 24 exons. Gene Ontology annotation, molecular function: protein binding. The record is from RefSeq and is a predicted model, not a curated record. NCBI's taxonomy places the organism in Eukaryota, Metazoa, Chordata, Lepidosauria, Squamata, Lacertidae.